Molecule: messenger RNA, 681 nt
Organism: Trypanosoma cruzi
Lineage: Eukaryota; Euglenozoa; Kinetoplastea; Trypanosomatida; Trypanosomatidae
Product: trans-sialidase, putative
Exons: 1
Source: RefSeq, a predicted model, not a curated record
AUGCACUCACCUGUUGCUGCAGUGAAGGCACCCCGCACACACAACCGUCGCCGCGUGACCGGAUCCAGCGGAAGGAGGAGGGAAGGAGGAAAGAGUGAGCGGCAGAGGCCCAACAUGUCGCGGCAUUUAUUCUAUUCUGAGGUGCUGCUCUUCCUGCUCUUCGUGAUGAUGUGCCGCGGCAGUGGAGCUACAGCCACUGAUAAACCAAAUUCAUGUCAGGGAUCUUCACCGGGGAAAUAUUUUGAUUGGAGAGAUACAAAAGGUGAUGAAACAGUGAGUUUGCUCCGUGUUCCCAGUUUUGUUGAGAUGAAUGGUGAUGUGUUUGUCGUUGCCGAGGCGCAGUGCACGACGAAGGGAUGCGGUUUUACUGGGAUUUCCUCGGUGCUUCUGGAGUUGAAGGGUGGGACGCUAAAAGAGGAAUUGGAUGAGAGUAAAUUGAAGACACAAGUACUGGAUGAAUGUUCUUUCGAAGCAGGGCAAUGCUCUUCCCAAAUAGGAGUUUUGGCUGAUUCCCAAAGAGUGAAGAACGUACAUGUGGGCCGGCCAACAACAGUUGUGAAGGGAUUUGAUGUUUACAUGGUUGCUGGAAACUAUGGCUGGAAAGCCUCCGCUGAUGCUGGGGAGAGUGGAGCAGAUGAAUUGGGACUUUUACUGGUGAGAGGGAACGUCAGUGCUGAGGGC